Messenger RNA from Heteronotia binoei (common prickly gecko), 1613 nucleotides. RefSeq names its product DnaJ heat shock protein family (Hsp40) member A4 (gene DNAJA4). Gene Ontology annotation, biological process: protein refolding; response to heat. Bases 106 to 1299 code for a protein of 397 amino acids. The record is from RefSeq and is a predicted model, not a curated record. Gene Ontology annotation, molecular function: Hsp70 protein binding; ATP binding. NCBI's taxonomy places the organism in Eukaryota, Metazoa, Chordata, Lepidosauria, Squamata, Gekkonidae. The transcript has 8 exons. Gene Ontology annotation, cellular component: cytosol; cytoplasm.
GCGCUAGAAACUGCCGGAGUGACGCGCUGAGGAGGAUCCGCACUUUCGGCGGCGGAGUGUUGCUACUCUGUGAGGGCGCCGCGGGACGGAGAAAGAGCAGCCAUCAUGGUGAAGGAGACGGGUUACUACGACAUCCUGAGUGUGAAGCCCAACGCCACUUCAGAUGAGAUCAAACGGGCAUAUCGCAAGCUGGCACUGAAGUACCACCCCGACAAGAACCCCAGCGAGGGAGAGCGGUUUAAGCUCAUAUCCCAGGCUUAUGAAGUUCUGUCAGACCCCAAGAAAAGGGACCUCUAUGACCAGGGUGGGGAACAAGCUAUUAAAGAAGGCGGCUUAAGUGGCGGCGCUUUCUCUUCACCCAUGGACAUCUUUGACAUGUUCUUUGGUGGUGGAGGCCGAAUGAAUAGAGAGAGAAGAGGCAAGAAUGUGGUGCAUCAGUUGAGUGUCAGUCUUGAAGACUUGUAUAAUGGGACAACGCGGAAACUGGCACUUCAGAAGAAUGUAAUUUGUGACAAAUGUAAAGGCUACGGUGGGAAGAAAGGGGCUGUGGAGAAGUGCCUGACGUGCAAAGGGCGAGGGAUGCAGGUGAUUGUGCAGCAGAUUGGGCCGGGCAUGGUGCAGCAGAUCCAGACAGUCUGCCCCGACUGCAAAGGCCAAGGCGAGCGCAUCAACCCCCGGGACAGGUGCACCACCUGCAAUGGCAACAAAGUGGUGCGGGAGAAGAAGAUCUUAGAAAUUCACAUUGACAAAGGUAUGAAAGACGGUCAGAAAGUCAUGAUUCACGGGGAAGGCGAUCAGGAGCCAGAUCUGGAGCCCGGAGACGUCAUCAUUGUGCUCGAUCAGAAGGACCACCCCGUGUUUCAGAGAAGAGGCCAGGACUUUAUUAUGAAAAUGAGCAUUCAGCUCACAGAAGCCUUGUGUGGUUUCAAAAAGACAAUAGAGACGCUGGACGAGAGAGUCCUCGUAAUCUCUUCCAGGCCAGGUGAGGUGAUAAAACACGGAGACCUCAAAUGCAUCCACAGCGAGGGGAUGCCAAUUUAUAAAAAUCCAUUGGAAAAGGGUUCUCUAAUUAUACAGUUCUUGGUUGUAUUCCCGGAGAAAGACUGGCUCCCCAAGGAGCGGCUGUCUCUGUUAGAAGCUCUGCUCCCUCCCCGGGAAGACGUCAUGAUCACAGACGACAUGGAUCAGGUCGACCUCAUGGAGUUCGAUCCCAGGGAGCGGCCUCACCACCGGCACAUGGAAGCCUUCGAAGAGGAUGAGGAGGGGCCGAGAACAGGCGUGCAGUGCCAGACAUCUUAAGCACAGAGGCGCUGAGGGGACUUUUUAGGAAUGCAGCAGCCUGGGUUUCGGAAGCUAGCGGUGUCACCCCAUGAGUUACUGGGCAUCAUUUUUAAAGGACACUCUUCCGCAUUACCUUGUUCCAAUGUUAAAAGACUGGUGUGUGCGUGUGUAGUUUAAGAUAGGGUGUUAAAUGACACGUCUGGAUACUCCUGGGAGGCGUCAAAACCCCCCCACACUAUUUAUGUAUAACUUGCAGCUUGAAUAUGGUAUUUCACUUGAAGUUGUCAUUAUUCUUGGAAGUUUAUUCCUUGAAAUAAAACUUGAGGACCAUU